AUGACAAAUGAUCAAGUUGUUAUGAGUUUUGAAGCACUGCGUUCACCCUCAAACCUGCCACUACUCCCAGCAGUUCCAAUCAAUCCGGAGAAUACAGUCACAGUGCAUGUGCGUGACUACAACGGCAUCGCCCAGCCCGUGGUAGUUCCAGUCGGAUCAACUUUGAGUGAAUUAUUAAAUGCCGCCUUCAGAAAGGCUUCGUUCGGAAGAGGAGCCAUUCUUGGCCUUGAAGAUGACAACUUACAGCUAUAUCAGUGUGUGACGGCAGUUGAUGCCACUAGAUGGACGGCCGACCAGCCACUUCAAGUGAAGUACAAGAGACCGAGCUGUUGUGAAAAAAUGGGAGAAUUUGCAGAUCAUUACAUGGGAUGGGUCGUAGCCUUUAUAAUGUUAUUGCAGCUUUAUGCUGCUCAUCGUGGAUAA
This is a messenger RNA of Plasmopara halstedii, 423 nucleotides long. RefSeq lists its product as uncharacterized. The record is from RefSeq and is a predicted model, not a curated record. Lineage: Eukaryota; Oomycota; Peronosporomycetes; Peronosporales; Peronosporaceae. The transcript is spliced from 2 exons. Bases 1 to 423 code for a protein of 140 amino acids.